Colletotrichum acutatum is the source of this 1015-nucleotide messenger RNA. RefSeq lists its product as uncharacterized. The coding region runs from base 216 to 782 and encodes 188 amino acids. NCBI's taxonomy places the organism in Eukaryota, Fungi, Ascomycota, Sordariomycetes, Glomerellales, Glomerellaceae. The record is from RefSeq and is a predicted model, not a curated record. The transcript has a single exon.
GACAGCUUCAUCAAUCGUCAUUGACUCGAACACCCGGCAUCACCCACCUACCUUGCGAUACCAAUCUCUGUCCCGAACUCGAAAACACCUACAAACACAGCAUUGAAGUCAUCGAACCCGCGAGGAGAUUCACCCAGCCACCGAACCUGAGCAGCUUGCGAACCCCCUUGCCCGACAGACCUCCAUCGCGGAAAAACAUCACAACCACAUACACAAUGUCUUCAGCCUCUACACAACCAACGGGCCAAGCCCCAGCCCCGGCCCCGACCCCGACUCCCAAAAUCAUCACCAACGCAGCCUGGGCAGGCGUAGUCCUCUGUCCCCUGAUCAUGCUCAUGCCCCCCCGCCGAAUCGACUGGCGCACCUUCAUGCUCUGGACCGGUUUCUCCGCCUCGGGCAACCAGCUCAUCUACGACUACAGCGGCCAGUCCCUCUUCCAGCGCAUGCAGUCCCGCCUCGGCCGCAUGUUCCCCACGACGCUGCCCGAGCAGGCGCAGCGCACCAAGCAGCUCCUGCGCGAGGAGCGGAUGCGCCGCGAGGGGUUGACGGAGGAGCAGAUGCGCGCCAUCGAGUUCAAGAAGCGCAACCUCGCGCAGAGGCUGUGGUACGGCAGCGAGCCCGAGGACUGGGAGGCCAAGAGGGCUGCUGAGCACGCAAAGGCGCUUGCUGAGGGCAAGGGAUUGGGCGAUCUGAUUGCCGAGCAGGUUUCUGAGGUUUGGAGCGGCGCGAAGAAGGAGGAGGCAGAGGAGGGUCAGAAAAACGGUGGCGAGAAGAAGCAAUAAGUGGGGGAGGUUUUGUCGAUGGGAGGUGACGGCCGGUGUAGGAUAUCAAGAACAAGAAACAAUGGCAUUGGAGGGAAAUAUCCGACUCGAGUCUAGGUACACACUGUGGCCAGCAGGAAGUCUAGCAAAAGGCGUUGAGGGUUGCGAUUUGGAGCAUUGAUGGGUUGGUGACAAUCUCCCCUGGCUGUACAUUCCUAUUAUUGAGCACCAUCACACAAGUAAGGUUUGCGUAU